AUGUUCUUCCUGCGAGAACUCACCCACACGAUCUUGCUCCAUCCAUCCUACUUUGGUGCGCAACUUGAGGAUUAUCUGCGGCAAAAGCUCUAUGAGGAUGUCGAGGGGACUUGCAGCGGUAAACACGGGUACAUCAUCUCCGUCGUCCAGAUAACAGACAUUGGAGAGGGCAAGAUCAUGCCUUCGACAGGCCAAGCCAAGUUUAGGACAGGGUACACUGCGAUCGUCAUGAAGCCUUUCAAGGGUGAAGCGGUCGAUGCCAAGGUGGUCAAUGUCAACAAGAUGGGCUUCUUUGCCAUGGUCGGGCCGUUACAAGUCUUCGUCUCCUGUCACUUGACACACGCGGAUAUGAAAUUCGACCCAUCGGUUUCACCACCUUGCUACCGCUCGAAUGACGAAGUCAUCCAAAAGGGGACAAAGGUGCGAAUACAGAUCGUUGGGUGCAGAGUAGAGGCGAAUGAUAUGUUUGCAAUUGGCACUAUCAAAAAGGACUAUCUGGGUCAGAUCAGAGACGAUUAA
Messenger RNA from Cryptococcus wingfieldii CBS 7118, 519 nucleotides. RefSeq names its product DNA-directed RNA polymerase II subunit RPB7. Gene Ontology annotation, cellular component: RNA polymerase II, core complex; P-body. Gene Ontology annotation, biological process: positive regulation of translational initiation; positive regulation of nuclear-transcribed mRNA poly(A) tail shortening; DNA-templated transcription. The coding region runs from base 1 to 519 and encodes 172 amino acids. The transcript has 6 exons. Lineage: Eukaryota; Fungi; Basidiomycota; Tremellomycetes; Tremellales; Cryptococcaceae. The record is from RefSeq and is a predicted model, not a curated record. Gene Ontology annotation, molecular function: translation initiation factor binding; single-stranded RNA binding; single-stranded DNA binding.